Cyphomyrmex costatus is the source of this 1507-nucleotide messenger RNA. RefSeq lists its product as uncharacterized. Bases 281 to 1390 code for a protein of 369 amino acids. Lineage: Eukaryota; Metazoa; Arthropoda; Insecta; Hymenoptera; Formicidae. The record is from RefSeq and is a predicted model, not a curated record. The transcript has 3 exons.
CAUCGGGAGUACUGGCUGGUGAAUUACGGCGCGAUUCAUUGUGAUUCAUUGUUACGUGCUGCGAGAUCGAGUCCACGUAGGCAUCAUUGAACGUCGUGUUUCAUCGGCCUGACAUCCGUCAGAUUGUCAGAUGGUCAAGCCGUGGACACCCGUCCAACACGGAAACUAUUGCAUGAAUUGAGAUAAUAUAGAGCCAGUGCCAGAAAACAACAAAGAAAAAGUAAAAGCUAAUGUAGACACUGCUGUUGCUGAUAAAAAUAAAAUAACAAAGGAAUCUAUAAUGGAGCCUGUGUCGGAAAAUAAUAAGGAGAAAGUAAAAACUAAUAUACAAGUUGCUGAUAAAAAUAUAACAACUAAGGAGCAAGAUGCAGGGAUGAAGGAAAACGAGGUUUCCACCAGCAAGCCAAAGAAGACUGUCGCAAAGGUAAAGACGAAGAAAACUCGAAACGGUCAAACGAGUAGCGAUCCUACAAAAUUGGAGGACAAUCUAUCCCAAGUGGUGGAACGCUUCAAGAAAGGCUGCGAGUGUGUCGACGAUGAGUGCUUCAAAGGUCUGAACCCCGAGAUAGUUUAUCGGCACAGGCUAAACAUCGCGGAACUAACUAAAGCCGAGCAUGACAUGUAUUUGAUGGGCGUGACAAUGGCCUGUUUGACGGAUCCCUAUCAAACUGCUCGGCACACGGAACGACGUAGAUUACGUGCGCAGUACGUUUAUCAGGGUCGAAGAGUAUGUCUGGACGCUUUCCUGUACUUGGAAAAUUGUACACAUUAUCAGCUCAAACGAAUCCGGAAGCACCUGAUGACGCACGGCGUAACGCCGCGCGUUCACGGUAAUCACGGCAAGAUACCGCACAACACGUUCUCGCUGGAAACAUACAAGAUCGCAAUGGAAUUCUUGAAGAAUUUUAUCGAGAUGCAGGAGGCGAAGCAGAGGAGCAGGCUCGCCAAGAAUGCGCCGUUGCAUCUACCAUCGGAUUUGACGCGGAAAACAGUGCAUGAUCUAUACAUGCAGUUCUGCAAGAAGGUGUCGCCUAACGUCAAGAAAUUGGGCUACUCGACGUUCCGGCGUUUCUUGAAGGUGCAAUUCCCGCAAGUGAAAUUUGCCAAACUCGACUUCGUCAGAAGUCAGACCGCACAGACUCACUGUACGACCGAGCCCGACGCGAGAGACGACACGGGCCAACUGAGAUCAUCCAAGUCGGAAAUCGCCCUCGAGGCGAAAGGCACUACGGUACUACCGUUGAUGAUAACCAGUGAUCUAGGACAGACUGAUACCUACGUACUGACGCCUAUCAGAAACUUGCAUGACAACCGCACUACGACUUAUCAAGUUACUACACGCGGGCUAGUACUUAACUGUUAUCACACGAUUGAAGACGAAAGCGUAUAAGUAACGUGGAAGACUGAAAAUAAAAUAAUGAAAAUAAUUUUAUACAAAUAGUAUACGUGUGUACAGUAUAUGAAUGUGAUAUAUAAGGCUAUAUAAGGAUAUAUUUCCUUGACAAUU